AUGAGCUACAGGAUGAGCAUAAAUCUAGUGAAAUCAAUUGACGAGUUUGAUCCUUACCCCGAUCUCCCAGAGCAGCAUGCUUUCCUCAACCAUGACGACUUCCCUUUUAUUUUGCCGAUUGCUGAGCCAGGUGACAGCCUCGAAGGCGGCGCACGAAAGCUCUACGGCCGAGCCGAUGCAAUCCGUGUUGUCGAACUUGCUCAGUGCGAGGAUUGGAAACAGCAAAAGCUCCAGUUGCCAAGCAUCGAUUGGGAUCGGAACUACAUCAAUGUGAGCCAGGGCCGCAUGAAGACCUGCUGCCAGCGCGCCACGGACAUUGAUAUCAUCUGGAAUUUCAAAGGUGCAACCCCGGAGAAUGCGGCCUGCAUUAGCAGCAACCGGCCCAGUGUCUUGCCACUGGUGAGGGCUGUCCAGAAAUUGUCGAUUACUUUUGCUCGUCUACCUGACAAGGUUAACUCCAACCUGAGUGAGACGGAAAGCCUUUAG
This is a messenger RNA of Penicillium odoratum, 486 nucleotides long. RefSeq lists its product as uncharacterized. The record is from RefSeq and is a predicted model, not a curated record. Bases 1 to 486 code for a protein of 161 amino acids. The transcript has 2 exons. NCBI's taxonomy places the organism in Eukaryota, Fungi, Ascomycota, Eurotiomycetes, Eurotiales, Aspergillaceae.